Manihot esculenta (cassava) is the source of this 1498-nucleotide messenger RNA. Its product is annotated as probable arabinose 5-phosphate isomerase. The transcript has 3 exons. The record is from RefSeq and is a predicted model, not a curated record. Gene Ontology annotation, molecular function: carbohydrate derivative binding; isomerase activity. Lineage: Eukaryota; Viridiplantae; Streptophyta; Magnoliopsida; Malpighiales; Euphorbiaceae. The coding region runs from base 216 to 1226 and encodes 336 amino acids. Gene Ontology annotation, biological process: carbohydrate metabolic process; carbohydrate derivative metabolic process.
AUGAGAAACAGAUUGAAGGCCGCAAAAUCCAAAAACCAAAAAAGUAACCGCCACCGACACGCAAAACGCGUUUCUCAGUCCCUCACAUUCUUACCGCGAAAAAAAGAUGAUUAACGGCAACAAAAAUCACGCCUCCCGCGUUUAUCAUCCAACUCUGAUACUCUUUUAAAACGCUCCUUCAUCUGUUUCACCCCAGAUCUCCAUCUCUCUCAUCAAUGGGGUCUCUCGACCUUUCCUCUCCCAAUUUUUCUCCCAAAAUUGACCCAAAUACCCUCCUCAAUCUCUUCAAAUCCCAACAAAACCAUCUCAAUUUCUUCUUCCAAAACCUCGACCUCUCCCAGACCCUCUCCUUCACCCAAACCCUCCUUAAUUCUCGUGGCACCAUUUUCUUCUCCGGCGUCGGCAAGUCUGGCUUCGUCGCUAAUAAGAUCUCCCAAACCCUCAUCUCUCUAGGCAUUCGCGCUGGCUUUCUCUCCCCUGUCGAUGCGCUUCAUGGCGACAUCGGUAUCCUCACCUCUCGUGACAUUCUCGUUCUCUUUAGUAAAUCUGGGAAUACUGAGGAGUUGUUGCGUCUUGUGCCUUGCGCUAAGGCUAAGGGUGCUUAUCUUGUGUCUGUGACGUCCGUGGAGGGCAAUGCUCUUGCUUCUGUAUGUGAUAUGAAUGUGCAUUUGCCCUUGGAGAGAGAAUUGUGUCCUUUUGAUUUGGCUCCUGUGACUUCUACUGCUAUACAGAUGGUUUUUGGGGAUACGGUGGCGAUUGCGCUUAUGGGAGCCAGGAAAUUGAGUAAGGAUGAGUAUGCUGCUAAUCAUCCUGCUGGGAGGAUCGGGAAGAGCUUGAUUUUUAAGGUAAAAGAUGUUAUGAAGAAGCAAGAUGAACUUCCAGUCUGCAGGGAAGGAGAUAUGAUAAUGGAUCAGCUAGUUGAGCUAACAAGUAAAGGUUGUGGAUGCCUGCUUGUCAUAGAUGAAGAGUAUCACCUGAUUGGAACUUUUACAGAUGGUGACCUUAGGCGCACUCUCAAAGCUAGUGGGGAAGGCAUCUUUAAGCUCACAGUGGGGGAAAUGUGCAACAGGAACCCAAGAACAAUUGGUCAAGAUGCAAUGGCCGUGGACGCCAUGAAGAAGAUGGAAUCACCACCAUCCCCUGUACAGUUUUUGCCUGUGAUCAAUCAUCAAAACAUCGUGAUUGGCAUUGUUACACUGCAUGGAUUAGUUUCGGCUGGUCUUUGAUCUGCAACUUUUUUUUUUCUCUCUUUUCUCUAGUGAUAUAUAUAUUUUUUUCUUAAGGUUAAUUCUUUUGGCUACAACUUGAAUUUACCCCAUGGGGGGGGGGGGAUCUUUUGUACUUCUACUGCUCAAUCAUUGACAUUGUCAAAUGAAUAUGCGUCUAAUAUUCGGUACGUAAAGUGGUCGAGUUGUUUGUAUUUUUAUUCAGAUGGGGACAUUGUGUCAUUUUGUCAAUAGUGACAGAAUUUUGGCAUUCUGUGCCUCAUUUUAAGCCA